Podarcis raffonei (Aeolian wall lizard) is the source of this 7906-nucleotide messenger RNA. RefSeq names its product synaptopodin 2 (gene SYNPO2). Gene Ontology annotation, molecular function: actin binding. NCBI's taxonomy places the organism in Eukaryota, Metazoa, Chordata, Lepidosauria, Squamata, Lacertidae. Gene Ontology annotation, biological process: positive regulation of actin filament bundle assembly. Gene Ontology annotation, cellular component: Z disc; actin cytoskeleton; nucleus. The transcript is spliced from 5 exons. The coding region runs from base 194 to 4114 and encodes 1306 amino acids. The record is from RefSeq and is a predicted model, not a curated record.
GAGUUGCAGUGUGCAGGCAGUGUCAGCAGGAGCGAGCUUGCGCCUCUUUCUCUCUCUCCCUUUCUAACACCAAACGGGAAAGCAAGCUUCAAGUUCAGUGAACAUCCACAGCAUCUAGGAUUUCUCUCUCUUUCCCCCCACCUCAAAUUACUUCUGCAAAUGAAUACUGCCUAACCUCCCCAAGGAAAGAAAAAUGGGCACUGGGGAUUAUAUCUGCAUCACCAUGACUGGAGGAGCACCCUGGGGCUUUAGACUUCAAGGUGGCAAGGAAGAAAAGCAGCCUUUGCAGAUUGCCAAGAUUCGCAAUAAAAGCAAAGCAUCCAAGGCUGGGCUGUGUGAAGGGGAUGAGGUGAUAUCUAUCAAUGGCAACCCUUGUGACGACUUGACCUAUUCUGAAGUUAUCGCUCUGAUGGAAGGCUUGGCUGACACUCUCCAGAUGCUUAUCAAGAGAUCUUCCAGUGGAGUGAAUGAGACCUUCAGUCCUGAAACAGAAAAUGGCAGUGACAUUAAAAAUGAGGAAUAUAAAGAGAGCACUACCCUGCAAAUCAGAACAGCAGCCCCCAGACCCCACCAACAACUGCAGAUCAUAGGGGCAACCCAUGAAACACUCCAGAAAGAGCAGCAAAGCGAUGUCGAAAGAGAUAUCACCCCUUCUCACAAAAUCCCUCCCAAAGUGAUAGAAGCCCCUAAAACACACUUCAUAGAGGUGCCUGCUUUCACCGGGGAAAAGCCAGGACCAACAGUUGAGCUCCAGUUGUCCCUCUUGCACGGCAAACACAAAGGCAGCAGUGUUCCCAGCCUGACUGUCCUGGGAGCUGAACAGCACAAGUCCUCAGAAGCGGGAGCCACCCUACCGCAAGAUGGGAAUAGCUGGCUGACUGCAGGUCCCACGGCUGAAAAAGACCACGCUGUCCAGUGGUCAAGCAGAACAUUCCAGGCUGCUGGCGGCAAAGAGGUCAAAGCAACCCUCAGAGCUGAGACAAAGGAGCCGUCUCUCACCAAGGUAGAGGUGAUCCUAGACUGCUCUGACAGGGCAAAAGAAGAGUUUGGGUCUCUGGCCGAAAAGGGGUGUGUGGAUUCUCAAGUGGAAGGAGGGCAGUCAGAGGCACCUCCUUCUGUAGUCUCCUUCGGCAUCUCGUCAGAAGGCACAGAGCAGGGAGAAGACGACCAGCACUCUGAAAGGGAACAUAGCAGACCUCACAAACACAGGGCAAGGCACGCCAGGCUCAGACGGAGCGAGAGUCAGUCAGAGAAGCGGGUGAAAGAAGCCAAGUCUAAAUGUAAGAGCAUUGCCCUCUUGCUGACAGCAGCUCCAAAUCCCAAUUCCAAGGGGGUGUUGAUGUUCAAGAAGCGUCGCCAAAGAGCUAGGAAAUAUACGUUGGUCAGCUACGGGACUGGGGAGCUAGAGCGUUACGAGGACGAGGGCGAAGAAGACGAAGGUGAAGAAGGUGAGAAAGAGAACGCUUUUGAAAUUACCUUGCUAGGCACGAGCGAGUCGGAAAUCGAUGAAGAUUUCUUCUCCGACAUUGACAAAGAAGACCGGAUUGUGACAUUUGACUGGGAUACUGGACUGCUUGAGGUUGAAAAGAAACCAAAAAGUGGGGACGAGAUGUCUCAGCUGCUUCCAGAAAGCAAGGGCAAGGGGGCAGUCAUGUUUGCCAAAAGGCGUCAACGGUUGGACCAGAUCACGGCUGAGCAAGAGGCAAUGAGGAUGCAGGCAGGGCACAGCUCCUCUGAGGAACACCAGGCAGCCACGACAAGCGAGAGCACCUACAAAAUGAGCUCCUCCUCAUAUCAGGCAAAACAGGAAGAAUCUUCCAGGGUAAAAAGCCAUGUUAGCAAAAGCUACAUAGAAGUGAGCCACAGUCAUGGUGCAGCAAUUCAGCAAAAUGGCAUCGGGAUCACUCCUGAAGCAAACCUGAUGUACCCAUCCUCAGAAGCCCUUAAAACUGCUGCUUCCAACAGGACAGCCAAGCCUUUCCCUGGUGUACAAAACAGAGCAGCGGCUCCAUUUUCUCCCACCAGAAGCAUGACGAGCCCUCUGUCAGAUCUCCCUGCGCCACCGCCUUACACUUCGGUCAGCCCACCCCCUGAAACCUUAUACAGAACUGUUUUGUCUCCAGUUGCCGCCAGUCCAGCGCAGCCGGCAAUCUGGUCUCCAACAGAGUCAACAGAACAGAUCGCAUCCAGGGAUGAAAGGAUCGCGGUGCCUGCCAAAAGAACUGGAAUAUUGCAAGAGGCAAAGAGAAGAAGCACCGCAAAGCCAAUGUUUACUUUCAAAGACACCCCCAAGCUGAGCCCUAACCCUGCCCUUCUGUCCCUUGUACAGAAUACAGAAGGCAAAAAAGGUGGUGCUGCAGGCUUUGAAUCGGGGCCUGAAGAAGACUACCUCAGCUUGGGAGCAGAGGCCUGCAAUUUCAUGCAAAUCCAGGCAGCCAAGCAAAAGGUCCCACCUCCAGUUGCCCCCAAACCCUCGCUAAAGGUUUCUCCCACUGCCGCAACGCCUGCUUCACCAGUCUGGUCACCUCCAGCUGUGGCUGUUACUCAGCCUCCUAUCUUUCCAGCUCCAAACUCACCUGAAAUGGCAGCUCCAGCACCUGUCAAAACAGCACAACCUGCUUAUCCCCCUCCCCAACCUGUCAACAUAGUACAACCUGCUUAUCCCCCUCCCCAACCUGUCAACAUAGCACAACCUGCUUAUCCCCCUCCCCAACCUGCUUAUUCCCCUCCACAGCCCCCAAGUACUCUUAAGCUAGCCAGUCCUUUUAAAGGGCCUCAAACAGCAGCAGCACACCAAAAUUAUACACCCAAAACAACACCCACCACCCCAGUAGGAAAUGCUGUGCUUGCUGGAGGGGUGGGGCCAGCUUUUGAGAUGCCCCCAGCUUUGAGUGGGAAAGGAGCCCAGCUCUUUGCCAAAAGGCAGUCACGGAUGGAAAAAUAUGUGGUAGACUCAGAAACCGUGCAGGCCAAUAUGGCGCGGGCCGGAUCACCAACUCCAUCUUUACCAGCAUCUUGGAAAUAUUCAUCAAAUGUUCGAGCACCACCACCUGUGGGCUAUAACCCCAUCUACACUCCAUCUUAUCCUCUCGCUGCUACCAAGCCACAGUCAAAGUCCCCUGCUGCUGCCAAAACUACCAAGAAAAAGCCUAAGAAAGCACUUAGUUCUUUGGAAGUUAUGAAGCACCAACCAUACCAGCUUAAUUCAUCCUUAUUUACUUUCCAACCUCCCUCUGAUAAUAAGGAAAGUGCACUUCCUAAGCAGCCUGCGAAGUUUGACUCAGCAUCUGCCUCAAAGCAAGCUCUACCUUCAAGAUCGCUCAACGCCGGUUCUCCUUCUAAUGUCCGAGAAUCUUCAGUGUACUCUGUACCAGCCUACACUUCACAACCUUUCUUCCAGUCGAAUGCCUCUAGCCCUGUCAUUGAGUCCUGUGCGUCGACAGGCUACCCUUCUUUUUCGAAGCAAGAACCAGCAGCAUCCUCUAUGUUUACUGCUCCCAGGCCAAAGUUCUCAGCCAAGAAAGUUGGUGUCUCAGCACAGGAAAGAGGCGGAGAACGGUCUUUAUCACUCCCUGGAUGGCCACCUUCAGCCACUUCACGAUCCAUGUCCCCUGUCUCUCCUGUGGUGUUUCAACCUGCUCCUGAUUAUUUUAGCAAACCACCUCCUGCAGCUGAUAAGCCUGGGAAGAGGCUGACUCCUUGGGAAGCAGCCGCCAAGUCCCCUCUUGGGCUGGUGGAUGAUGCCUUCGGCCCACAGACCAUUCAAGAGUCGAUCGCUGCAAAUGUCGUGUCUGCUGCUCGCCGGAAAACACUGCCUGCGCCGCCGGAUGAGUGGAAACAAAAAGUGGCUUAUGAGCAUCCUGCUCCCAGUGCCCAUGCAAAAUUAGCUUCGUUUGGAAGGAGCCAGUCAGCGGCAUUUUUCCCUGCAAAGAGCACAGUGUCCGCUCCGAGCUCCACUGCCCCCUGCAGCUCUCGUCUACAGUAUGCAUACUAUGGCCAACGUGCCCAGACAGAUCCUGACAUGGUCUCCAUGGAUUCCAGGUCUGAUUACUACCUGUCACUAGCUGACUCCAACUAUAAUCCACUUCCAAAGGGAUGGAGGCGCCAAACAUGAAAAGCAGAAGACCCUGUUUUAGCUUCUCUUCUUGAAGUUCUACAAGUCUUAGAUUCGAGGGGGAAUUGAAAAUGUGAAGAAGUGUGUGGGACAGUUGUUGGCUGGCCUGAAAAGAUAUUGACAAAAGAGAUCAAACGUUACCUAAAAAGUAGCACAGCAUCCAUGCUGUGGAUCCAUAAGGCUCUCAGUAGCUUUUGAUCCCAGCUUCAAAGCUUUUCUUUGUCUUUGGGUGCAUGUGUGUGUGUUAAAAGGGAAUCAAAUUGGUGGAAGACUGAAAUUCCAAGGUGAAAGCUUCAGCUGGGAAGAGUGCAACAAUUGUGGGAUUUGAAUGUUCGUAAAUUAACCAAUGAGCCUUUAUCAAGAACAUAUCCUUGGGUCUUUUGAAAAGCUGUCUUUCUGUUUUCCAUCCUAACUUGCUUGUGGCUGGUUAAAUGUCCACCUCUUAUUUGCUGACCAGUCUGUGGUUUUAAAGAAACUCCCUGGUCUCUGUUCAGUGUAAAUGUCAUCACUGACUUAAAACAGUGGUUGGAGUUUUGACUAAGUCAAAUGGGGCUUUCCCUAGCAAAUCAUGGAUUAGGGAAGGGCAGGAGCAAGCAAAGAUUUCCUAAGUGAGGGAUAGCCUCUUGAUGUUGUUGGGGUCCAGCUCCCAUCAGCAUGGCCAAUGGUCAGGGAUAAGAGGAGUUGUAGUCCAGCCAAUCAGAGUUGACAAUGCUGAACCAGGUGAACAAAUAGUCUAAUGGUAUAUGGCAGCCUCCUAAAUUCAUGCACAACUUGUUGUUGAGCUCUGCUCCUACUUAUAAAUAUCAAAACCAUAUUUGCAUGCAAAUUGCAGGUACAGUAGACCUUUCUAAAGGGAUGAACUGUGACAAAUUUCCGGAAGAUAGUUGCAAGGACAGACUUUAGCAUUUUGAGGGAGGGUGGAAAUUGCUCCUCUAAGGGUGUGGUUUUUUAUGACGUGGCAAUCAGGUUGAAAACUGGAGACAGGAGGGAGGUUCCCCUGAGUAAGAAACCUGUUAAAGCUCAGGCAAACAGUUCCCAAAGUUGUAUGUUACUGGCAUUUUAAAAAAAAAAAGCUGGGAAAUCACAAUUUUUAAUCGUCACCCCCAAGCCCUGUUCUGAAAGUGUACUCCAGAAGGGGUGAGUACAGCUGCUGUCAUUCUUCAUCAUGCUGCUUUGGCCUGAUUGAAGUUGGAAUCAGACAACAUCUAGAAGACCGCAGGUUCCCCACCUCUGCCUUAGAACAACACUGCUUGCUGUCUGAUGCUACUCCAAAAUAUUGAAAACCUGCAAUUCAUCCUGAUAAACUUCCUCAUCCUGUUUACCAGUUCAAAAUUGGCAGCUAUGCUGGGGAACAGCCUUCUUUGAAGGUUAUUUAGCUUGAAAUGCAGAGAGGUGAAUAAGAUGUGAUACUACUUUUCACAGGCAUUCAAAGCCUAGCAAAUUAGAUGGCAAGGGAAUAAGAUGGCCUGAAGAAAUGUGGCAAUGGUUUGGUUGUUUUUGGUUGUGGUUGUUUUUGAUGGGGUGGGGAAAAAGAAACAGAAUGUUCUGUGUUCUGCCAGAUCUCUAGAACUAUUUAAUAGUCUCUCUACAGGCACACAUGUUGUGGACAGUGAGCCUGUUGUGGCUUAUUGCAUCUUCGAUAGCUGUGCCACCUUCUUAAAAUAACCAAACGCCUGUUUCCAGCCAAAGCUGACUUGCAGAAUGCGGAUUGGUUGCUCCUGUGGCAAUUACAAAGUCACUCCCUCUUCUCCACCACCAGCUGGGGCAAAGUUUAUAGUGAAAUAAACAGCACGAUUGACACUGAACCUUUUAUCAGAUAUACAAGCUGAGUAUUAGCAAAAAUAGCAUUUGAAAAGAAUCAUAGGGUAUAAAGUGCAAGCCAUGCAGGAUUUGAAAGCAGAUAAGUGUGUUGCAAAAGGAAGAGGUAGGGGUGGGUGUCCAUCUUGAUUUCUCUCUGUUUCCUAUUUCUCCAAUCUAAAAACAUCUUAUUACAUGGUAUAGAGGCUGACCAAGCAAUUGCUUUAAAAUGGCCAUGUGACAACUCUGAUGCUGUCCAUUUUGGAAUGGGUUGUUAAGAGAGCUGAUCCAUUAUACUGUGCAUUCCCAAGAGAUUGCCCAGCACAACCUAAAAUGUAUACUCCAGGAUCCCUUGAAAUGUCAUUGUACGUGUGCUUCAAAUCUGCAGUCAUAUUCAGGCGUUUGCAAUGCCACAAAUAGUACCCCAGAAUUCUCUUCAGAUCUGAAACAGACCCUGUGAUAUAUGCAGUUGUCAAUAGGGAUGAGCAAAUCUGUCAGUUUCAAUGUCUCUCAGUUUCUCAUUUUUCAACUCUUAAAUUCAGUUCUCCAGAUUUCCACAUCAACCCCUCCCCCCACAGAAAAACCCACCACCUUGAAAAUCCACUAGCAUUUAGUACAUAAUUCUCCUUAUAUACACAUUUUGGUAUUCACUUUUGCUUAAUAUACAUAUUUUGCAAAGCAGAUUUCUGAAAUCUAAUGCAACUUCGUGUGGUAUUUUUGCCAAUAUGUGCAUACUUGUGCAUAGCCUAGUAUGUGCAUGUGCAGACCGGCAGACAGGCAUACAUACAUAGAUCCCCCCAACCCUCCAAUCUUUAGAAUACCACGUGAGUUUCAUGGCUAAAUGAAAGCAACCGUGUGAGUUUCAUGGCUAAAUGAACCAUAAAACACAUGACCAUCUGUUUGAAGAUGUGUGGCAAAGUCUGGUACAUGAAGAAAUUAUUCCUAGCAUUUGAACACCACAGGGAUAAGGAUGACCUCAAAAUCACAGGGUAGAUAAGGUAAGUGGGAAGUAAUGCUUUAGAUUUUGUUCAGAGUGAUUUGGAGACACAUGUCUCCUUUGGGGGCUUCAGAAGUUGCAAAUGUUUGUGAAAUGUGAACCUUACCAACCCUUCAGUGGCUCACAUUCUCUUGUGUCACUAGUAGAUGAGUAUUUGUCAUGGAACUUUUGAUUUAUCAAGAUAUCAAAACACAUAGUGCAGCUUUUCCCCAACCAGUUGCCUCUAGGCAUUUUGGACAAGCUUUUAAAACAUCUGGAAUGCAAUAGGUUGGGAAAGGCUGCUAUAGAUCAACAAUGUAGAAAGUCAGUUUUGUAUAGAAGUAGAUUUCUGAUAAGUGUUCAGUGGUUUGAGUCUAGUUUAAGGGAACCUGUAUAGAGACGUGCAUUAAUUCAAUUCAGCAAUAUCCAACCUGGCGGCCUCCAGGUGUUGUUCAACUUCAACUCCCAUGAUCCCUCACGAUUGGCCAUGCUGUUUAAAGGCAAUGGAAGUUUCGGUUCACAUCAUCUGGAAAGUAUCACAUUGGCUGUCCCUGGCUUAACCAGAGUUAAGGCCAGUCCAAGACAUUUUAUUGCCUGGGGCAAAAGGCAAUAUGAAACUCCACAUUGUGGAUUUGAGACUCAUGUGCUGGUUUAUUGGGGGCCAGAAUAUGUCCCAAGGGAUCAGGUUUCUGCUUUGAAAUGCUUUGCCUUUCUAUCUGGACCAUGAUUAAUUAGCUUCCCCAAAGCAUAAAUGUAGCCAAAUGCAGCUAAACACACACCCUGCCCUUUCUCAGUAUUGAAAAAACAACCAUGUAUGUUUUCUUUCUGAAUAUUUGUACAAAACCUAAUAUGGCACGGAUAAAAGCAUGAAAUCAUAUCUGAUCAGAGCAUGGAUACUUGAGGCCCCUUCAAACAAUUUUCCCAUCACAAGAAGGACUGUAAAGAGGGCGUGUGUCUUUCUGUCUGGGAUGUUCUCUGCUCCCUGAGAAUCCUGAGAACAGUAACCCUGAGGAUAACCC